Paramecium tetraurelia is the source of this 555-nucleotide messenger RNA. RefSeq lists its product as uncharacterized. The transcript is spliced from 2 exons. The record is from RefSeq and is a predicted model, not a curated record. NCBI's taxonomy places the organism in Eukaryota, Ciliophora, Oligohymenophorea, Peniculida, Parameciidae.
AUGGACAAAUAAAAAAGCGAAUUAUAUGAUACUGCCUUGUUUAAGAAAUUUCAAGAAUGUUUGGAAAGUAAAAAUGAACUUGAAAUAUAUCAAAAUACUCACACUGAUAAAUUUUAUAAAGCAAUGCCUUGUACUAUUAAACCCAGAAAAAUAAAAAACAAUCCUUUAAUGAUGGCAUAAAUGCUUUCCAAAAAAAUAGUUUAUAAGGAAUAAAAUUCGUCAAUGGAAAUCAAUUAAUAGGAAAGCAAUAGAACCAGAGGAUGUCCAAGGUUUUCAUCACCUUCUAGAAAUGACGAAAGAUAACAAUAAAUAAGAUCUUUAAUUAUUUCAAGAAGAGAAAAAUAAAGAUGCCCUAGCAUCAAAUAAGAUGUAUUUAAAGAAGCAAAUGUUUAAUUGAAUCACAAUAUUUUUGAUCAACCAAAAAAAAUAAGAACACCCAAAUAUACAAGAGCAGAACUCUAUUUUAGCUAUCAAUUAAGAGAUAGUCUGAGAACUCCAAGAAGUGGACUUACAAUUCCUUAAUAUUUGGCUGGCAAAAUUAAAUCUAUAAAGUGA